Messenger RNA from Penicillium canescens, 2475 nucleotides. RefSeq names its product glycosyltransferase. The transcript is spliced from 7 exons. The coding region runs from base 1 to 2475 and encodes 824 amino acids. NCBI's taxonomy places the organism in Eukaryota, Fungi, Ascomycota, Eurotiomycetes, Eurotiales, Aspergillaceae. The record is from RefSeq and is a predicted model, not a curated record. Gene Ontology annotation, molecular function: UDP-glycosyltransferase activity; hexosyltransferase activity. Gene Ontology annotation, biological process: carbohydrate metabolic process.
AUGGAAGCAUACGGCAACGGUGAUGAACCGGCUCCGUCGUAUAGAUGGGCCGCAGAGGACCAUGAGUUGAUCAGUCAAUCGGCCGAUGUGCGGGCCGACGGUCGGAUCGACGUCAAUCUCGAUUCGGUCAUUUCCAGGAAUAUUGCUAAGAGUAUCGCCCAGGUCAUCGAUCUACAGCAAGAGGACUUACAUAACCCCCCUCCGAGUUAUGAGGACCAGCAAAAGAUUCCAGCUUUCGCCUUUGAUCUUCAGCUCAACAUUGUCAUUCAGAUUGUAGGCAGUCGAGGGGAUGUGCAACCCUUUGUUGCCUUGGGAAAUGAGCUCCAAAAACGUGGUCAUCGUGUUCGGAUUGCCACUCACGAUGUAUUUGCGGAUUUUGUCACGCAAUCUGGAUUGGAAUUCUUCCCGAUUGGCGGAAAUCCAGUUGAAUUGAUGGCUUACAUGGUCAAGAACCCGGGAUUGCUGCCUCAGAUGGAGACCUUACGAUCAGGGGAAAUCCAGAAGAAGCGGGCUAUGGUCAGGACAAUGCUCGACGGCUGCUGGCGGUCGUGUAUCGAGAAUGACCCAAUAUCAAAUGAACCCUUUGUGGCAGACGCCAUCAUUGCGAACCCUCCCAGUUUUGCACACAUUCAUUGUGCCCAAGCACUGAGCAUUCCCCUCCACCUCAUGUUUACUAUGCCAUGGAGCAGUACGAGGGAAUUUCCUCACCCUCUUGCAAAUUUGAAGCCCUCCCGGAUGGAUCAAAAUAUAGCAAACCUCGUUUCUUUUGGUGUGGCAGAGUGGCUCACCUGGCAAGGACUGGGUGAUGUUAUCAAUAAAUGGCGAGCGACUCUAGACUUGGAACCAAUUGCAAUGGUACAGGGACCCAGCCUAGCGGAAUCUUUGAAAAUUCCAUUUACGUAUUGCUGGUCUCCCGCGUUGGUCCCCAAGCCAAUGGAUUGGCCCGCGCACAUUGAUGUUUGUGGUUUCUUUUUCAGAGAUCAACCGACAUAUAAGCCGUCUGAGGAAUUGAUGACGUUCCUUAAGUCCGGCCUACCUCCAGUCUACAUCGGAUUUGGAAGUAUUGUGGUUGAAGAGCCCCAAUCAUUGACCAACGCCGUGCUAGGGGCUGUGGCUAGAGCUGGUGUCCGGGCCAUUGUGUCGCGAGGCUGGAGUAACCUUGGCAGCGGUUCCCCCAAUUCUAAAGAUGUCUUCUACCUCGACGACUGCCCACAUGAAUGGCUGUUUCAGCAUGUCGCGGCAGUGGUUCACCACGGAGGAGCGGGAACUACCGCUUGUGGACUCUUCAAUGGGCGACCGACUGUAGUUGUGCCAUUCUUUGGAGAUCAACCAUUCUGGGGAGACAUGAUAGCAAGAGCUGGUGCCGGCCCGCGUCCCAUCCCUCAAGCUGCUCUCAAUGCACGAAGCCUUGCAGAUGCUAUUCGCUUUUGCCUGACGGCCGAAGCCAAUGAAGCGGCGCAAAAUAUUUCGAUGAAAAUGCAGACCGAAUCUGGCUUGAAUGCUGCGGUUGAGUCAUUUUAUAGGCAUUUGCCGGCCCAAAGAAUGCGUUGCCAGAUUAUGCCCAAACAGGCGGCUGUUUGGACGUAUACCAAGUCUAAGAGGCAAAUAAAACUUUCAAAACCAGCUGUUCAAACGUUGAUUGAUCAUUCAAAGAUUGAGGUAAAGCAUCUCCGGUGCCAUGACAUCAAUCCACUGAUUAUUGAAAACCGCCGGUGGGAUCCUCUUACUGGGGUAUUGUCCGCUACUGCAACCACCGGAUCCAACAUGCUCAAAUCCACCACUGGCAUGGUGACCAAUCCUUACCAGGAAUAUAAACGCAGCCAUUCUGAUGUUUCCUCACAAAAUACUACGUUGAGCGACUUACAGCUUUUGUCGUCAACAUCCUCGAUUUCCAGUAGCGGUCAACAGAGUGGAAAGCGGGGCGGAAAAUCUGCGUCUACCGCAAUUUCCAUGGCUGGCGCCUUUCUUGGUGGUUUUGGCAAGUUCACUGGCACAUACUUCAAAGGCGUCGUAGUGGACAUCCCCCACGCAGCGGCCGAGGGCUUCCGUCAGGUUCCCCGACUCUAUGGCGAAGAGCCCAAAGACUACGGUACCAUUGACAGCUGGAAAUCGGGAGCAGUUUUUGGUGGCCGAAACUUUGUCGAUGGGAUGACCGACGGCUUCAAGGGUCUUGUCACGGAGCCGUAUCAAGGAGCCAAGGAGGAGGGAGCGUUAGGUGCGGUCAAAGGGUUCGCGAAAGGUACCAUUGGCUUUGCUACCAAAAUCCCAUCCGCCGGAUUGGGCUUGGUUGCCUAUCCUUUCCAAGGCAUUGCAAAGAGUAUCGAAUCGACGGUCCGAUCCAAGACCCGAAAGGCUGUCAUCAAUGCACGCCUAAAAGAUGGGUACUCUCUGACCCAAAGGCAGAAUAUGACACCAGAGGAGCAAAAUUAUGUCUUGCGAACUUUUGAGACUCUUUUACGUGGCACGAGUACUUGA